AUGAAAGUUGUUAUAGAAUUACAUACUAAAUAGGCUCUUAAUAUUUCCAUAAACAUCGACCCAAAAAUAUCCUUUAACAUUUUUUUACGUGGAGUAAUAGACACAUGUUUUAAUUAAGGAGCAUAAGCUUAUUAUGAAGAAGCUCUAGAAUUUUACUUGGACAAUGGACUCAACAUAUUACCAAAUGAUAUCAGAUCUCUUGAAAAUUUGGGUUUUACAAAUAAUUGCACAUUCUAUUUUAAAAAUAAGUUUAAAAAUUAAAAAAAAAUAGAUAAUAGUAGAAUAUAUAAAGUAUUAGUGGAUUUAGAAAAUAAGAUGAUUUAAUUAUUUGUGCAAUAAUUACAAACUACUCCUGUAUCCUUUAUUUUUCAGGAUAUUUUAGUAGAAUUAAUCCAAAUUUACAAACUUGAUAUUACUUUCUCAUUCUUUUUUUUUAUAAAUGACAUAUAGGUUCAACCAUUUGAUAUUCGAUUAAUGUCAGAUUUUCAAAAGAAUGGAGGCAUCACAAUAAAAUUAGUCAUUCGUAAGUAAUAGCCUAAUCAAGAUUCUAUCGAAAAAUAUCAAUUUGCUGUAAAUCAAUGUAAGUAGAUCAAAAUUUGUUAGAAAAAAAUUAUUAUGAUAGAGAAUGAUUAAAUGAAAAUGUAAUUUCUUACAUCUACUCACAUCUCUCUAUAAGAGAUAUUUGAAAAAAUAAUAUGGGACUUGUAAAUAUAAGAUAACAUUAUAUAAUAUUAAAUUAAUAAUAAAAAAUCAUUUCAACUCCUCAAUAUUUAAGCCAUAAAUAAUUUUAAGUUUGAAAUUUAUAAAGGUAAUUUUUGGUAUGUAUUUAAAUUAAUUGGAGAUUUUAAUAAAAAAAUGUAAAUUUCUGGAUUAAUAGAUGGAAAUAACUAUGUUAUUGAAGAAACUAUGCCAAUAAAUACUUCUAUUAUGGAAUUCCUAAAGGAUGUUAAAUUUAAAUUAUUUGGCCCCAAAUAAAAUANUUGCAUAUUUUUAGAACCUAUUGUAUCUUAAACUAUACUAUUUUUUUUUUAUUUUAAAUUGUUCUAUCAAAUAUAUAAAAUCAAACUAAAAUAAGUUGAAUCAAAAUAUCUAUGGAGAAGUACUAAAAUUAAGCAAUUUAAAGAUUACAUUUUUAAAUAUAUACCUAAGUAUCAAUUUCAAUAUGAAUGCAAUUAAUUAGUUGAAAAUUAUUCUUGA
This is a messenger RNA of Paramecium octaurelia, 1197 nucleotides long. The record is from the annotation of a GenBank genome assembly. NCBI's taxonomy places the organism in Eukaryota, Ciliophora, Oligohymenophorea, Peniculida, Parameciidae.